Astrephomene gubernaculifera is the source of this 1090-nucleotide messenger RNA. Lineage: Eukaryota; Viridiplantae; Chlorophyta; Chlorophyceae; Chlamydomonadales; Astrephomenaceae. The record is from the annotation of a GenBank genome assembly.
GUCGUCUUUUGCAUCACGACACAAGGGCUAAGAAAACAGCACAUUUGGUGAUCUUCAACGCAACCGACAGGCCCUCGCUACGCAGUAUUUUCUCCAGCACUCAUCCUAAUCUUGGGAUCGCGCACAUACCGGUAUCACCGUAAGUCGACAUGAGCGUUCUCGUAUCAGGGCCAUGCUGCAGCGUAUCUGAACAAACAGCGCGUAGGGCUAAGCAGCCCGAAAGGCGGGUUGUCGCCCAGCAAGCAGCAUCGCCUUUGGCAAGCAGCUGGCGUCACUCUCCGCUACAUGAGCCGCUUCUGCGGCGGCCAGCUUUAAGUCGAAAUAACUUGCCGGCGCGUGGAGCACAGCUUUUGCCAUCUGCAGCCUCAUCCGCCAUAGAGGCGUCUACGCAAGCGCCUUCAUCUUCGCAAACAUCAAAAUGCCCCGUCCACCAGCUUUCAAAUGUCCUUUCGGGGGCUUCCGCGAAUGCCGUCUCUGCAACAUCUGCCGUCAUCGCCCCAACCGCUGCCCCGGCUGCCUUGCGCCCUAUUCCGGGGCCGCCGCCGCUUAGCCUUGAAGCGCUAAAGGACGUAAGCAUUAUAUUCUUUGAGGGCCUCCAUGUCGCCAUGUUGCGGUUCAGUCAGAAAUACGGCCCCAUCUGCAGGUUCGCCAACCCCGCCUCCCUCAACGGCGCCACCUCCUGGGUCUUCCUCAACUCCCCGGACGCCAUCCAACACGUGGCCGCAUCCAAUGUGCGCAACUACGGCCGCCGCUACCUGCCCGACAUAUACGCCUACGUCACACACGGCAAGGGGCUGCUGGGGUCGCAGGAUGAGUACAACGCGCGGCACCGGCGGCUGUGCUCCGGCCCCUUCCGCAACCGGGCCCAGCUGCAGCGCUUCUCGUCCGUGGUGGUGGACAGGUCUCAGCGCCUGGCCGACAUCUGGCUCUCCGCAGCCACCGCAGCCACCGCAGGCGGGGCAGCAGGUGCAGGUGCAGGGCCAGGCAGCCUAGUCACCGACAUCUCCACCCAGACGCAGCGGCUCACACUGGACAUUGUGGGUCUGGUGGCGUUCAGUCACGACUUCGGGCAGGUGGAGCGGGUGCGCAG